CCUGAAAGAGCCUCCAAGCCUCCUCCAAGCGUCCAGACGUUAGUUUGCUGUAGUUUACAACGUGCAAUCCGCGUAAACGUUUAUCGAGUUGUUGACAAUGAUAAAUGACAACAGUGAUGGAGAUGGGGAUGGGUAUCUCGCCGGUGAGUGUCAGCGUACUGUGCGACUCCUGGAGAUGCUACGUCGCACGCACUAUGAGCUUGUACAAGAGAACGGCCAGCGACGGUUGACGGCACCAGAAGUAGUGCGUGGUCAACGGCAGCGUGGUAAGGGCGCGGAAAUAUUCCUGGGUCGUUUACCACGCGACUGCUACGAGGACGAGCUGAUGCCGUUGCUGGAGCAGGUCGGCCGACUCCUAGAGUUGCGACUAAUGCUCGACUUUUCUGGAUCGACGCGCGGUUACGCGUUCGCGUUGUACGAGGAUCCGCGGAUUGCCCGGGAAGCGUGCGAGCGUCUCAACGGCCACGAGAUCCGGCCAGGCCAUCGCAUCGGUGUGGUCAAGUCCAUGGACAACUGUAGGCUCUUCUUCGGUGGCGUGCCCAAGAACAAGACCAAGCUCGAGUUUCUUGAGGAACUGACCAAGAUUUUAGAUGGUAUCGUAGACAUCUACGUGUAUCCGAACGCCCAAAAUCGCAGUCUAAAUCGCGGUUUUAUCUUCGUCGAGUUUCGAGAUCAUCGAGCUGCCGCGAUGGCCCGACGCAAGCUCAUACCUGGCAAAGUGAUGCUGUGGGAUCACGAGAUCGCGGUGGACUGGGCAGAUCCGGAACCGGGUGAUCCGGUCGAUGAAGACAUCAUGGAGACGGUGACGGCUCUGUUCGUAAGGAACCUAUCGAUCGAUAUGCCGCAGCAGAAGGUGAAGGAGAUCAUCUACAGGCACACGAAUGUGCCGAUAUUGAAGCUGAAGAAGAUCAAUCACUUCGCUUUUAUUCACUACGAAAGUCGCGAAGCCGCGCAGACUGUAAUGGACAUAAUGCAAAAACCAGAUAGUAUUGUCGAGCAGCAGGGUUGGGAAGUUCGUUGGGCAAAACCUAUCGGAGCGUCCAAGGUUCUAGAAAGAGAACGAUAUAUUCGCGAAGCAGUAUCUAACUCGGGGUCACAAAAGACCGAAAUUCCGCGCUUUAAACGAGGAAAGAAACGCUCCAUCAAAGCAAUCACGAAAAUGCAAGAGGACGAGGAGGUUUAUCUGGCACAGAUGAAGAAUCUGCAGAGCUUUGUUAAAGAAAUAUUUAACGCGACAUGCGACUUUGAUUGUGUAUUGGAUACAACCGGAUAUGUUGGCAAGAUAACUGUUCAUAAAGAUGACACAAUAAUAACCGAAUUACAAGGGGACCCAAUGGCAUUAAAACAUGAAGCUAUGAGUGUGGCAACCGUAAAAAUGUACCAACAUUUGACCAACAAUUUGCUCGCGAAUAGUGCACAACAACUGCAUGGACAGACUUAUAUUCUACCAGGAAUGAGCACUAACCCUACGAUUGCGCCGAUUGUUUGGCAUCCAGGAAUCAUUCAAAAUUAGAUUAUCGUUUGUUUUCGUGUUUUCUUUUUAAUUAUUACAUACACAAGCGAAAACUACGUAAUUGCAUAAGAAAAAUAUAAUUGUUCAUUAUCUAAAUAUUUUAACUCAAAUCUUUUAACAAUUGUUAAAUUAGUGAUAUUAAUUAAUAGAGAAUGUUAGUUUAAUAUAUUUGAUUUUAAGUUACAAUUCUGUGACAGUGUAUCUUUAAAUAUCAAUGCUCAAGAUAUCUUCUUCGCGUGCCAUAUGCACUUGUGAGCGCGUAGACGAUCUCUUGUGCAUACAUUUAAGAUAUAUUGAACUUUAUUUGAAUGCCUAAAAUAAUUUGACUAUAAUUAUUAAAGUUUAUAAAAUUACAAUAUUUGACGAAAUCUAUACAAGUAUUAUAUAUAAUAUAUAUGGCCAUUUAUUUUAAUGAUAACGAUUAAUGAAAUUUCUCAAUUUAAAAAUUGAUUUUAAAUUAGUUCUCUGAAUUUUGAAGAUGUGUGUGCUUAAGAUAUAUUAAAAGAUAAAUUUACAAUGUGUUCGAUGAAUUUAUAAUCCCUAAUAAAAAUUUGACUAUUUACACUGAUGGCCAUUUUAAAAAAUUUCUUUUACUAGGAGGAAUUUGUACUGGGACUAAUUUCCAAAUAUAUUUAUUCAUUUAUAAUCCAAAAAUCUAAUACUUGCAAAUUUCAUACACUGCUAUAGAUUUUGUAACUUUUUACUUGUAUUUUUAUGCAACUAAAGUUUUAAUGUUAAAAAAAUUAUUAUUUUACCAAAGUUAAAAUUUUUAAUAUAUAUGUUUAUAAUACAUUAAAAAUGUAUUAAAGGAUAAUAUUUUAACUACGCUUUUUUUAAAUAAAUAUAUAAGAAAAGAAGGUUAGCUUUUAUGUUUAUUUUUUAAAUAAGAUAUCGGCUGUGUCAGCACAAAAUAAUUAUUUUAGUUAUAAUGAAGACAUGCGUACGUGUUGCAUUAUUGAAUUUGUGAUUAAUAUGUGUUAUGUUUAGUUAGUAAUAUGCAUAAUUCAUAUCAUUCAUAUCAGGCAAAAAAGACA
Molecule: messenger RNA, 2547 nt
Organism: Solenopsis invicta (red fire ant)
Lineage: Eukaryota; Metazoa; Arthropoda; Insecta; Hymenoptera; Formicidae
Product: RNA-binding protein 47
Exons: 6
Coding region: 98-1513 (471 amino acids)
Cellular component (GO): nucleus
Molecular function (GO): mRNA binding
Source: RefSeq, a predicted model, not a curated record